UAUUAUGAGGCUAUUUAUUGUGCAUGGGAACAUUUAAAGUUUUGUAAUUUUGAGGAUGUAACUUGUAGGUUAGUGUGCUUCAUGUUUUCUUAUCGUUUGGAGGACUGGCAACUACUUGGAAUUUUCUUAGAGAAAGAAAAACCAAAUAUACGGAAGGCUCCGUUUACUGCUGGAUAUUUACUUAUUUUGGAAUGUUUUGACCUUGUCUAUCGAUUCCAUACAGAAACGAAUGCAGACAAACAGAUACUUAUAGCUGAUGAAGUACUAGCUAAACUCGCGGAAGUUUGUAAAGAUGAUAGGAGAACUUUUCUUUACACUCAAUCAAAAUCAAUUCUUCGCUCUGUCCUCGUUCUUUCUAGUCGAUUACCAAAUUCUGAUAUCAAAAAGUAUAAUGAUCCAAUUUAUCAACGCGAAAUGGAAGUAUCGCAUGCCUCACUCAUCUUGCGUACUUAUGAUUCUGAUUAUUUUAGAGGGAACUUUUCACCGAUUCAAAACAAAAUGAAAUCACCUGAAGGAUUUUUAAAAUUUUGUAUGGCAUUUGUCGACUACAUGGAAAUCAGCAUUAGUUACUGUUGGGAUUGCUGGGAUGUUGGUUUACUUCGAGAAGCUGAGAGUUCUUCUAUUGCUUUGUGGCGAAACAAUUUAAUUUUCGGAAACGCUUAUUGGACUCUUCGUUCUUUAUCUUUUCUCUUCUUUUUAAAAUCUUCAAUUGCUUAUGAUUCUCAUGUGUUGGACAAACUAGCUCAAUGUCUUCAAGCAUUACUUACUCCAGCGACUUCCUCAUUCAAUCAUUAUUUGUCAACUCCCAAACGAAAUAUUAGACCAUCAGUCUUUCGUAGAGGUUCGGCUGUUGAUGACUCGUUUGAUCUGGAAACUAAUGCAUCUGAUAAUAAUUUUGAUGAUGAUCUGCUUACUCAAGAGUUAUCUUCAAUGAAUAUUCAUAAAGGAGCAAAUAAAGAUAGGUUAAGUUUUAAUUUAUCUUUUAAAUACAUUUCUUGUUGA
This is a messenger RNA of Meloidogyne enterolobii, 1002 nucleotides long. The record is from the annotation of a GenBank genome assembly. NCBI's taxonomy places the organism in Eukaryota, Metazoa, Nematoda, Chromadorea, Rhabditida, Meloidogynidae.